Molecule: messenger RNA, 4248 nt
Organism: Toxorhynchites rutilus septentrionalis
Lineage: Eukaryota; Metazoa; Arthropoda; Insecta; Diptera; Culicidae
Exons: 9
Coding region: 217-4083 (1288 amino acids)
Molecular function (GO): iron ion binding; 2 iron, 2 sulfur cluster binding; oxidoreductase activity
Source: RefSeq, a predicted model, not a curated record
UGCUGGAGAAUCAACCACUCGCUCACGAUUAGUCGUAGUGAGAAGAAGUAUCGCUGAAAUCACGGAGUGAACGGAGAAUUCGCGCGCGCGUUCUUACUGCCCUUCGACCAGUCCCCGUUGUGACCGUUGUAACCUUUUCGGGAGUUCUUUUUUUGGAAGCUGGAGAAGAAACAUCUGUUUUUGUUGUGUUAAAUUUUGUUUUUCAACUCUUCGGAAAUGUUCUCAUCGUUGAGCUCCUACAUUUGGGGAUCGUCGGACAGUGGAAGUCCUCUUGAUGAAGUAACGUUUACAAUCAAUGGAGUAUCGUAUACCAUCAAUUCCAAAAGUGUGCCGAUUGGCACCGCUCUCAACACCUUCAUCCGCAACCAUGCUCAUCUCAGCGGCACCAAGUUCAUGUGCUUGGAGGGAGGCUGCGGGGCGUGCAUUGUCAACAUGAAUGGCUUACAUCCGGUCACUCGAGAGAAGACCUCGUGGGCUGUCAACUCGUGCUUGUUCCCGGUGUUUGCCUGCCAUGGUUUGGAUAUCAUCACCAUCGAAGGUAUCGGAAACAAGAAAGAUGGGUACCAUCCGGCGCAGCAGCGAUUGGCUCACUUCAACGGCACCCAAUGCGGAUACUGUUCCCCGGGGAUGGUCAUGAACAUGUACAGUUUGCUGGAAUCCAAAAAGGGACAUGUGUCGAUGGAAGAAAUCGAAAACUCGUUCGGCGGGAACAUGUGUCGAUGCACGGGAUACAGACCGAUUUUGGACGCUUUCAAAUCGUUGGCUGUUGACGCCGAUCAGCAACUGCUCGAUGCUUGCCAGGAUAUUGAGGAUUUGGCGAAAGUUUGCCCGAAGACCGGAAGCGCUUGUGCUGGAAAAUGUUCCGCUAUCCAGAAAACUGAAAACAAAAAGUCAAUACGAAUGGUUUUCGAAAACGAUUCCGUAUGGCAUAAAGUGUACAGUUUGGGCGAGAUUUUUACGAUUUUUGAACAAAUAGGCGAAAAGCCGUACAUGUUGGUAGCUGGCAACACGGCGCAUGGAGUAUAUAGAAGAAGUGAUAAUAUUCAGGUUUUCAUCGAUAUCAAUUCCGUUGAUGAGCUGCACUCCCACUCGCUAGGGGAUGAUCUGACAAUUGGCGGAAGUGUCUCUCUCACCGAUUAUAUGGCAAUUUUGACGGAUGCAGCGAACAAGAAUAACAAGUUCAGUUACGCUAAAGAGCUCGUCAAACAUAUCGAUCUCAUUGCGAACGUUCCAGUGCGUAACGCUGGUACGAUCGCGGGAAAUCUCAGUAUAAAGAACCAGCACCACGAGUUUCCAUCCGAUAACUAUCUCAUCCUGGAAGCUGUUGACGCUAAGUUAGCCAUAGCUGAAUCCGGCGGUAAAACAAUUUGCAUUAGUCCGCUAGAAUUCGUCCAAACGAACAUGAACAAAAGAGUUAUUUGGAAUGUCAUCCUUCCAUCGUUGGAUCCGUCCGUAUACUUCUUCAAAUCGUUCAAAAUUAUGCCUCGAGCUCAAAAUGCUCAUGCGUACGUUAAUGGUGCAUUCCUCAUGAAGUUCAACGAAGCCAAGAACAGUGUGGAGUCGGCUCGGAUUUGCUUCGGCGGAAUCAAUCCAAACUUCACCCAUGCCACAGCAACCGAAAAGUUCUUGGUCGGCAAAAAUUUGUUCGACAACGAUACCAUUCAAGCCGCUUUCGCUACCCUGGCCGGUGAGCUGGAUCCCGAUUGGGUUCUCCCGGAUGCCUCGAUUGAGUACCGCAAGAAUCUCGCAAUCUCGCUGUUCUACAAAUACAUUCUUGCCAUAGUGCCGGAGGGACAGUACAGCCUCAACCCGGUGUACAAAUCGGGAGGAACCAUUCUAGAACGACCGCUGUCAUCUGGGAAGCAAUCAUUUGAUUCGUACGAGCGGAAUUGGCCACUCACCAAGAACGUUCCCAAGAUUGAGGCCCUGGCUCAGACGGCUGGCGAAGCGAAAUUCAAUAAUGAUCUAGCGCCUCAACCUGGAGAGCUAUAUGCGGCAUUCGUGCUUGCCACCGAGGCUCACUCCAAGAUUGCCAAAAUUGAUGCCUCGAAUGCCUUGAAAAUGCCUGGAGUAGCUGCAUUCUUCUCGGCGAAGGACAUUCCCGGAACGAACAACUUUAUGCCUGCAGGUUUGGGUAACGAGGACGUAGAGGAAAUUCUUUGCAGUGGCGAUGUACUGUUCUAUGGGCAGCCGGCAGGUGUAAUCGUGGCUGAAACGUUCAACCAAGCGCAGAAGGCUGCUCAAGCUGUGAACAUAACAUACGAAAAGCCGGAAAACCGACCCAUCUAUCCUACCCUGAAGUCUGUGAUGAACGUGGAUGUCCAAAACCGCUUCUGCGAUUUGUCAAUCGACAAGAAAGGCGUAGACUAUAGAUUCAAACCGGCGGAAAUGGCCACCAAAAACAUAAAGGGUCGCUUCGAGAUUGCCGGCCAGUACCAUUAUACAAUGGAAACGCAAACCUGUGUUUGUGUCCCGAUAGAGGAUGGCAUGGACGUGUAUUCGUCGAGCCAGUGGAUGGAUCUCACACAAGUGGCAAUAGCGGAGUCGUUGAAGGUACCCCAAAACAGUCUCAAUCUUUACGUUCGUCGACUCGGCGGUGGAUAUGGGUCGAAAAUUUCCCGUGCCGCUCAAGUUGCCUGCGCAUGUGCCCUAGCGGCACACUUCACACAUCGUCCGGUUCGUUUUGUCCUUCCGCUCGAGACAAACAUGACCGCGAUUGGAAAACGAUACGGAUGUAUCAGCGAUUACGAUGUGGAUGUUGAGAAAAAUGGCAAAAUCAAGAAGCUGAGUAAUUCCUAUGUACAGGACUAUGGUAUUGCGUUGAACGAGUCGGUGAAAGCACAAACCGAUAUGUUCUUCAAGAACUGUUAUGACACAAAGCUGUGGAAGAAUGAUGGAAAGGCGAUCAGAACAGAUGCCCCGAGCAACACGUGGUGUCGGGCACCUGGGACAACGGAAGGUAUUGCUAUGAUCGAAAAUAUAAUGGAACACAUUGCCCAAGAGACUGGUCAAGAUCCGCUCGAGGUGCGCCUAGCAAAUGUUCCGAACGAUAACAAAAUGCAACAACUGAUUCCACGGUUCCGCAAAGAUGUGGAAUAUGAUAACCGCAGGAAAGCUAUCGAUGCGUUCAACGCUGCCAAUCGUUGGAAGAAACGUGGAAUCGCAAUUGUACCGAUGCAGUACUGGUUGGAAUAUUUCGGGCAGCUGAAUGCGAUUGUUUCGAUUUUCGCCGGAGAUGGUACGGUUUCUGUCACCCAUGGUGGAAUCGAAAUGGGUCAAGGAAUGAACACUAAAGUUGCCCAGGUGACGGCUUUUGCCUUGGGUAUCCCGCUGGAGAAGGUCAGCGUGAAACCGUCGACUAGUUUGACUUCGCCAAAUGCAAUCGUCACCGGAGGCAGUAUGACUAGCGAAGCCGUAUGCUAUGCGGUCAAAAAAGCAUGUGAUAGAUUGGUGCAACGUAUCAAACCCGUUCGAGACGGAAAUCCUGAUGCCCCGUGGGAAAUGAUCGUUAAAUUAUCCUACGUUAAAAACAUCGAUCUGUGUGCGGAGGCCCAAUACAAAGCUGAGGAUCUGAAAUCCUAUUUCAUCUGGGGUCUCAGCUGUGCUGAAGUUGAGGUGGACAUUCUCACGGGAAAUGUACAGGUAAAGCGAGUGGAUAUUCUUGAGGACACAGGAGAAAGCAUGAGUCCAGGGAUCGAUGUUGGUCAGAUAGAGGGAGCCUUCGUGAUGGGCAUCGGUUACUACUUGACGGAAGCUCUGGUUUACGACAACAUGACCGGUGCGCUUCUAACGAACCGCACCUGGACGUACAAGCCACCUGGUGCUAAGGAUAUUCCCAUCGAUUUUCGUGUCAGUUUUCUGCAGAAAUCUUCGAACCCAGCCGGAGUAUUGCGAUCAAAAGCAACGGGUGAACCUGCACUGAAUAUGGCCAUUGUGGUUCUGUUCGCUCUCCGAUAUGCGUUGCGCUCGGCUAGGAAGGAUGCUGGCCUGCCAGAUACUUGGAUACCGCUCGGUACACCAACGACCCCCGAUCAGGUUUAUCUGCUCACUGGUAAUAAAUACGAGCAGUAUAUGUUAAACUGAAUGAAAAUUAUGGGUUAUAUGAUAGAUGUAGGAAAAGGUGUAGGUUUUCCAGUGUAUUUAAUGUCAUGUCAAACGUGAACAGCAGUAUUAUCUAUUGACUCUAGAUAAUAUGAAAGAAUCUGUAAUUUCGAAAUGGUGUCAGAGAAUAAAUUAUCCAUAGAUAUA